GAAUAGAGCCAUUACAGAGUUCCACAAGUAGCCAACAUGUAAUGAAUAUUGAUUGGAAUAAAUGUUGUGAUUGUGCAGUUCAGCAUACAUUCAUUCUCUCCCUGUCUCUUCCAGAUGGCUGUUUGGUGGUGCGUUCUGUUUCCCCUGUUCUUCCUCACCCUGAGCUGUGUGUACCCAUGUUGUGGUUCCACUCCAGGCCUACUCCAGGCCUACUCAUACUCCCUGAAAUCCACCAGGUGCACCCACGCCCGGGUUCAGCAGCUGCUCAGGAGAUAUAAAGAAGAGCUGUUAGAUGAUGAGCAGUUUGAGGACAUAGAUCUGGAGUUACAGACCAUACCAUCACUCUCUACAGACUUCUACCACUGGCUUCAGAUGAAGGACUGGGAGCGUCUGAGUGCUGCCUCUCAAGCCCUGCACACUUUCUGGGCUCACCUGGAUAUGAAGAGAAAGGAGAUGGAGGUGGAUAAGGUGGAACAGAGAGAAGCCCACUGGAUGGGGACAAGGGGGAAGGCUAAAACCUCCAUACCCCAGGGUAUACACCGCAUUCAGACAGACCUGCGGGAUCUCAUGACAAAAGUCAACUUUCAGUUGAGGUAUGUGAACAGUUCCAGUGUGAGCCCCACCUCUCCCCCAGCCCUGACCCGUCCAGUGAGCCCUUCCUCCAGCCACCAGGCCCCAUCAAAGUCCCUGUGGACCAGCCACCUGGAGGGCUACGUCAUCCUCAGGGACCUGGAGCGCUACCUCACCAAGCUGGCCAGAGACUUCAUCCUCCUGAAGACCAAACCCAGUGGUCCUCCAAGCGCCCAGCCCAGUGGCAGAUAGACACGGUGUGCAUGGAUUCAUAUUCAUAAUGCGUAAUAGUACUGCACUAGCCUGGAAAAGUUGUGGUCAGAGUGGCUUUUAACUUAUUUUGUGGACGAGGGAUAUUAUUGGAUGUAAGAAUUUACGUAUUGUUAUGAAUCAUAACACAACAGUAUUUUAUGUUGUCAAUGCACACAGUUUAUUUCAGCAGUAACAAGUUAAUACAGCUAAUACCAAUAAUAAUGAUAUUCAUAUUAUUCAUAUUUAUAAAUAAUUCAGUACUACUUUUGACAGAAAGACUUCAAUGGAGUUUAAUUUCUGGUAUUUACCCUAAGAUCAUGAUUUCUGAUCGUUGAGAGAUGCUCUGUUCACUUUGUUAGACUGAAAUCAGGUUUACAUGUAGUAUUACUGUAAAUUGUACAGCCUUACUCUCCUCUGGGUUUCUCCCUGAGUUUCCAUCUUUUCUGUCUCUCACUUUCUCUGACUAACAGCCAAGAACCGGAAGAGUGUUGAGAAACACAACCCAACAUCCCCUUUUCCAAAGCCCUCACUGACUUCAAUGCCUAUUUGCCU
Salmo salar (Atlantic salmon) is the source of this 1374-nucleotide messenger RNA. RefSeq lists its product as uncharacterized. Gene Ontology annotation, cellular component: extracellular region. Lineage: Eukaryota; Metazoa; Chordata; Actinopteri; Salmoniformes; Salmonidae. The record is from RefSeq and is a predicted model, not a curated record. Gene Ontology annotation, biological process: positive regulation of tyrosine phosphorylation of STAT protein; cell surface receptor signaling pathway. Gene Ontology annotation, molecular function: cytokine activity.